CCCAGGCUCCCACACCGCCGCACGCCUCGCAAACAUUCCUCGCCGCGCCUCUCGCCCGUCCCGUCCCCAUCCGCGCCAGCGACAGCCGCACGUGCGGCGGCGAGUGGGGGGCUGGGCUUGGGCGGCCGGAAGGGAAACCCUACUGCUGCUCCGACCCGCGUGCCGGCCCCGCCGCGCCACUGCGAGGUCGUCGUCGCCGGCGGCCUCCUCCGACGGCUCCAGCUGCUCCUCCUGGCACCCGGCGCGAUGAGGGCAUCUCCGCCGCCGCCGUCGUCGACGACCGCCUCGCGCGCGACGAGGGCGCUCGCCGCCUCGGCGUGGUUGAUCGUGCUGCUCGGCUCCGCCGCCCUCGCCACCGCCUCCGAUGACGCAGGAUUCUCGCCGCCGCCGACCGCCGUACCCGCGGGUCCGCCGCCCCCGGCACCCCGCGCCGUCGCCGCCGCCCUGCCCGCGCCCCUGCCCCUGGCCCGGAAGAUCCUCCGCCCGCCAGGCGUGGGCGGCGGCGCGGCGGGCAACGUCACCGGCGGCGGAGAGGGAGCAGUGCGCCCGAGCCGGAUGGACGAGGGGUGCGCGGGCGCGGAGGACAUCGAGAUCUACCAGGGCGAGGCGUCGCCGCUGCCGAGCGGGGUGCCGGCGUACAAGGUGGACGUGGUGAACCGGUGCCUGGGCGGCGACCUGGACGGCGGCGAGUGCGCGAUCGCGGGCAUCCACGUGCGGUGCGGGUGGUUCAGCUCGGUGAGCCUGGUGGACCCGCGCAAGUUCCGCCGCCUGGGCCACGACGACUGCCUCCUCAACGACGGCCGCCCGCUGCUCGGCGGCGAGACCAUCUCCUUCGAGUACGCCAACUCGUUCAAGUACGACCUCUCCGUCCGCGUCGCCACCUGCGUCGACCCCACCUCCUCUCCGUAGCCGCCGCAUCAAGCUCCGAUCAUCCGCCCCGUCCCACGAUACGGUAGAAACUCAAUACCACCAGGACACACUAGUCUAGCAGCAGCACAAUACGGUUAGCAGCAGAAUUCUUGGUUCUUGCUUCGCAUGGGUAGGCAGUCAGUCAAGAAAGUGUAAGUAGCUGGUAGUUGAGGGUGAUUUUGUUAGCUUGUUGGAUCGCGCCUGCGAGCGAGCUGAGAGGGACGCUGCGUUAUUUUUUGUUUUUUGUUUUCUUCCCAGAGAUCCAAGAUCACGUGUACUGUACAUGACACGCUCGCAUGCAGCGGUGCAAACUGCAAAGGGACCCCCCGCCCCGGAGGAAAUGCGAACACUUGUUUGGAAUGUGACUUUUGUUUUUUUUGGUUCAA
Messenger RNA from Panicum virgatum (switchgrass), 1295 nucleotides. RefSeq names its product TPD1 protein homolog 1A-like. The transcript has 4 exons. The record is from RefSeq and is a predicted model, not a curated record. Lineage: Eukaryota; Viridiplantae; Streptophyta; Magnoliopsida; Poales; Poaceae. Gene Ontology annotation, biological process: cell fate determination. The coding region runs from base 247 to 909 and encodes 220 amino acids.